Messenger RNA from Mus musculus (house mouse), 3621 nucleotides. RefSeq names its product A-kinase anchoring protein 17A (gene Akap17a). The record is from RefSeq and is a predicted model, not a curated record. The transcript has 5 exons. Gene Ontology annotation, cellular component: nuclear speck; nucleus. Gene Ontology annotation, biological process: regulation of RNA splicing. Gene Ontology annotation, molecular function: protein kinase A binding. Lineage: Eukaryota; Metazoa; Chordata; Mammalia; Rodentia; Muridae. Bases 1124 to 3412 code for a protein of 762 amino acids.
GCGGCGGUGAGUGACGGCCGGGCUGGCUCUCUCCGGUUUUUCCCGUUUUCCCGGGGCCGCGGGGACGGAAAGGAGGCCGGGCGGGGCGGAGCGAGCGCCCAGGGGGCGGGGCGAGGGCCCAGGGGGCGGGGCCGGGUAAGAAAGAGGCGGAGCUCCCCGUGGAUGUGAAUUACAACUGAGUGGGGGCGGAGCCUGUACGUGACAGGGACUGAGGACGCCGUUGUGGGCGGGGCCUGAGUGUGAUGUCGCUGUGGGCGGGGCCUGAGUUGUGAUGUCGCUGUGGGCGGGGCCUGAGUGUGUGAUGUCGCUGUGGGCGGGGCCUGAGUGUGUGAUGUCGCUGUGGGCGGGGCCUGAGUGUGAUGUCCCUGUGGGCGGGGUCUAAGUGUGAUGUCCCUGUGGGCGGGGCCUGAGUGUGAUGUCCCUGUGGGCGGGGCCUGAGUGUGAUGUCCCUGUGGGCGGGGCCUGAGUGUGUGUUGUCGCUGUGGGCGGCGCCUGAGUGUGUGAUGUCGCUGUGGGCGGGGCCUGAGUGUGUGCGUCUCUGUGGGCGGGGCCUGAGUGUGAUGUCCCUGUGGGCGGGGCCUGAGUGUGUUAUGUAGCUGUGUGUGGCGCCUGAGUGUGUGAUGUCGCUGUGGGCGGGGCCUGAGUGUUUGACGUCACUGUGGGCGGUGCCUGAGUGUGUGACAUCCCUGUGGGCGGGGCCUGAGAGUGUGACAUCCCUGUGGGCGGAGCCUGAGUGUGUGAUGUCCUUCUGGGCGGGGCCUGAGUGUGUGAAGAUCUGGGCGGCGCCUGAGUGUGUGACAUCCCUGUGGGCGGGGCCUGAGUUUGUGAAGUUUUUCUGGGCGGGGCCUGAGUGUGUGACAUCCCUGUGGGCGGAGCCUGAGUGUGUGAUGUCGCUGUGGGCGGGGCCUGACUAUGACAUCCCUGUGGGCGGGGCCUGAGUGUGUGAUGUCCCUGUGGGCGGGGCCUGAGUGUGUUACAUCCCUGUGGGCGGGACCUGACUGUGCCAUUGCUGUGAGGCCUGAGUGACACUUCGCUGUAGGCGGGGCCUAAGUGUUCGAUGUCCCUGUGGGCGGGGUUUAAGUGUGUGGCAUCGCUGUAAUGGGCAUCACUUCCUCUUUGUUUCAUGUCCAGGGCACCCCAAGAGACAGGAAGUGACUGUGGGGAGACCGGAAGUGACCCCAGGAGACAGGAAGUGACCGUAGGGGGGACAGGAAUUGACCCCAGGAGACAGGAAGUGGCCCCAGGAGACAGCGCGGCCAUGUCGGCGGCCACCAUCGUGCACGACCCGUCGGAGGCGGUGGCGCUGUGCCCGGCGCUGGGCCUGUACCUGAAGCCGAUCACCAAGAUGGCGAUCUCGGUGUCGCUGCCGCCGCUGCGCCAGCCGGGGAAGUCGAUCUCGAACUGGGAGGUGAUGGAGCGGCUGAAGGCGAUGGCGGGCGCGCGGGACGCGCCCUUCUCGGCGCUGCGCAUCGCCAAGAGCACGCUGGACUUCAUCCGCUUCGAGGGCGAGGUGGAGAACCGCGGCCUGGUGCGCGCCGCGCUCGCCGCGCUGGACGGCAAGACCAUCAAGCUCAGCGGCUUCGCCGACGCCCUGCGCGUCCGCGCCGCCGAGUUCCGCGCCGACUUCCCCUCCCGCCACGACUGGGACUCCUUCUUCCGCGACGCCGCCGACAUGAACGAGGCGCUGCCCGGCGAGCGCCCCGACACCAUCCACCUCGAGGGGCUGCCCUGCCGCUGGUUCGCCGCCCGCGAGACCCCGCCCGCGCCCACUUCCGGUACCACAUCCGGUUCUGCCCCCGCUUCCGGUGCCACUUCCGGCCCCGCCCCCACAUCCGGGGUGGGCUCCGGGGUCGGCCCCGCCCCCAGGCUGGCGCCCACGUCCGCCCCGGGCCCCGCGUCGGUGGCGUCGUCGGCGUCCGGGCCGGAGCGUCCGUCGGAGGCGGUGCUGCGGCAGGUGUUCGGCGCGUUUGGCGAGAUCCGCCAUGUCGACAUCCCCAUGCUGGACCCCUACCGCGAGGAGAUGGCCGGGCGCAGCUUCCACACCUUCAGCUUCGGCGGCCAUCUUAACUUCGAGGCCUACGUGCAGUACCGCGAGUACGCGGGCUUCGCGCGCGCCAUGGCCGCCCUGCGCGGGAUGAAGCUCAUGCUCAAGGGCGACGACGGCAAGGCCGUGGCCUGCGGCAUCAAGGUGACCUUCGACGCCACCAAGCACCUGAGCGAGGCCUCGAUCCGGCGCCGGGCGCAGGAGCGGCAGAAGCUGCAGGAGCUCGAGCUGCAGCGCGAGGAGCAGAAGCGCCGGGAGCGCGAGGCCGAGGAGCGGCGGCGGGCGGAGGAGCGGAAGCAGCGCGAGGCCGAGGAGCAGGAGCGCGAGCGCAGGCGCGAGGAGAAGCUGCGUCGGCGGGAGCAGCGGGCCCGGGCGCGGGAGCAGCGGCGGAGCCGGCGCCGCGUGGAGAAGCUGCGGGCGGAGGAGCAGCGGCGGCUGAGGGGGCGUGUCCGCGCCGAGGAGCGGCGCCUCCUGCUCGCCCAGCGCAACCUGCAGUCGCUGCGCCUGGUGGCCGAGCUGCUGGGCCGCGCCGAGGCCGCGCGGCUGCGCGAGCGCGCCCAGUCCGAGGAGCGUCGGCGCCGUGAGCGCGAGGCCGAGCGCCGGCGCCAGCAGGAGGCGGAGCUUCGCCGCGUGGAGGAGGAGAAGCGGCGGGCGCUGGGGCUGCAGCGCCGGGAGCGCGAACUCCGCCAACGCCUCGUGGCCCUGCUGCUCGCCCGCCAACCCGGCGACCCCGGCGCCGACCCCCGCGACCCCGACCCCGGCGCCGACCCCGGUGACCGGGCCGCCCGCGCCGACGACCUGCUCCGCCCCGUGCUCGACAUGCUGAGGGGCGUGGCCCGCGGCCGCGUGACGGCGGCGGAGGCGACCGCGGAGACAGGAAGUGGCCUCCCGGGCGCGGGAAGUGACCUCGCGGUGACCGGCAGUGACGCCGUGGGACCCGGAAGUGGCGGGAAGCAGACAGGAAGUGACAACGCGGGAACAGGAAGUGGUGCAGGGGCAGGAAGUGACAUCACAGAAGGAAAAGGCGACGCUGUGGAGACAGGAAGUGAGGUCAGAGCGGCAGGAAAAGACCGUGGCCGGGGUCCCGACGACGCCCCGCCGAAGGCCGCACACCCGGCCGCCAUCGUCGCCGCGGGGGGAGGCGACCGCGACCGUGAAGUCGGCGGGAAGGACCGGAAGGCGCGAGAGGGAGGCGGGGCCGAGGAGGCGGAGGAUGAGGGCGGGGACCGCGAGCGCCGCCGAGGCCGCGAGAAGGACAAGGACCGUGGGGGGCGGGACAGGAAGCGGGGUCGGCGCCACCGCGAGGACCGGGACCACGAACGCUCACGGUCACGCUCGCCGCGGCACCGCCCCGCCUGGAGCCGGUGAUGGCCGCCGCCCGCGCGUGGUGGGGUGGGGUGGGGUGACAGGAAGUGACGGACAGGAAGUCCCGCCCACGACCUGCACAGAUGAUGUCGCAGACGUGAGGGCAGCCAUCUUGGCCUUUUUUAUUUUUUCUGACGUGUUUUGAGUUGUGUUUGGGGCGGGGCCUCGCGAGGUGGGCGGGGCUGCGAGAAAUAAACGCGUUGACCCCGUGA